Messenger RNA from Epinephelus fuscoguttatus (brown-marbled grouper), 2238 nucleotides. Its product is annotated as vacuolar protein sorting-associated protein 37D-like. The coding region runs from base 28 to 813 and encodes 261 amino acids. The record is from RefSeq and is a predicted model, not a curated record. Lineage: Eukaryota; Metazoa; Chordata; Actinopteri; Perciformes; Serranidae. The transcript is spliced from 4 exons. Gene Ontology annotation, cellular component: ESCRT I complex. Gene Ontology annotation, biological process: ubiquitin-dependent protein catabolic process via the multivesicular body sorting pathway; protein targeting to vacuole; protein targeting to membrane.
AAGAGCAUCCAGUGUGGAGGAGUCAUCAUGUCUCUGUCGGGGCAGUUUGGUGCUCUGAGGACCGGAGAGCUGCGAGAGCUGCUGGAGGAUGAAGACAAAAUAAAGCACAUCAUCAGGUGCAGUGAGAAGUUUCAGGGGUUGCAAAGGGCUGCAGAGAAGAUGCUGGUUUCAAAUCAAAAACUGGCUAAAGUAUGUCUCUCUCAGAAACCUAAAUUCAGAGAUACGAAACUGAUACUUGCAAUGAAGUACAAGGAACUGGAAGAACUUCAAAGCUUGGUCCAGGUCAAACAAGAACAACUUGCAGAAAAAUACAGUGUUCACUCUGCUCAGUGGAGUCUCUUGGAAAAGAUAAAACAUGCAGAGGAGGAGUGUGAGAUGAUGUUUCAGAGAUUUGUGGAGGGUAAAACGCCGCUGGCAGAAUUCCUGGAUUCCUUUCUCAGCUCGCAGAAACUCCAGCACAUCAGGAUGGUCCUGGUGAAGAAACUCCAGGAGGUUAGGCUCGGUGAGAUCCACCCUGACACUCAGCGUGUCUCAGCCGAAGAGAUGCAGAACGCCUGCCUCCCCGUCUGCAGUCUGACCUCAGCUGUGGUCCUACCUGCCUGCUGCCACCCUCCAUUCCUGCUGCCCUACGGUACCCACGUUAACACUGCUCACUGUCUACAGCAUACACCCUUUUGUCAUGAUUACAGUCAUGAUUGCGAUGAGUCCCUACGUCCAGGGGUGCACAGACGAGGCUCCAAAUGGCCAGCGAGACCGGUCCGUCUUCAGCCUCUGAAGGUGCCGCAGAGGAAGCAUCAACAAGCACCACAAUAAAGACUCAUCCAGAGUUUGCAUUUCAUUAAAUUUAACACAGCUACUGGGUAAAGUUUCCGUAGCAUCACACAUUGGAUUUAGUCUUUAUUUAUUUAUUUAUUGAUACUAUAUUUUCUGAUUCAAGUGGCAACUUACUAAUAUUUGAGUAUUUUAUUUGGGCAAAGUUAUUGAAGGAUUUUUUGUGUCAGAGGUCCAGUGUGUAGGAUUUAGCAGGAUAUAUUGGUAGAAAUGUAACGUAACAUAUGAAGUAUGUUUUCCUCAGUGUAUUAUCACCUAAAAAUAAGACUUGUGUUUUCGUUACCUUAGAAUGAGCCGUUUACAUCUACAAAGGGAGCGGGUCCUCGUCCAUGGAGUUCGCCAUGUUUCUAUGGUUGCCCAGAAUGGACAAACCAAACACUGACUCUAGAUAGGGCCAUUCAUGUUUUCCUGUCAGCCACUGUUAUUAGCAGCCCUAUUGAGUUAAAAGCGCUGUUAAAACACUGAUUUUGUGCCUUAUUCAGUGUUUUUACCAGUUUAAAUCACCAGGUGUGAUGAAGAGACCUCUGUGGAUAAUUCGGCUCCCAGUAAAAACCUCCUGAAUAAUAAACACAGAGGGAGAUUUAACCAGAUGUUUCAGCUGUUUGCAAUUUGCAGUCCUCACUACUAAAUCUUGCACACUGUACCUUUAAGACAAAAUUAUUAACGCCCCUCAUUAUACAGAGUUAAGACAAUGUUCGACACAUCAGACAGCAGCUUCUAUUUUUGGACUGGCCUAAGCUGAUAAAGUUUGGUUUAUUUGAUUUAUAAGAGGACAGUGUGCAAUGACAUUAAUCAUUUACAAGAAUUGAAAACAUGGUCGCACCAGAUUUAGCGAAAUGCUUAUUUCCAUCUGUAGUCCUAAGUAGACCCAAUAAAUAAGAAUAAUAUUUAAGGUGCAAUGAAGACUGCAGUAAAUCCAUGGGCAUAAUACAUAAUAAAAGCAGUAUGAAUCCACUGCAAAGCACAAAAUACAAUAUAAAAAACACAGUAGCUACCUUGUAACGUUACUGGUGCUGAUGCUUUAACAAAAUAAAAACAGUAAGUACACACUGCAUGGUACAGAAUACAAUAUACACUGCACAAUAGCUAAACACUAAGAUCUUUAGAUGUUUAUAUACUGGUUAUAUUUGAUUAAAAUAAACAUGUCAAUGCUUUUAGAAUCUUUUGGCGAGUCUAGUAAUUUAGUUUCAUUCCUCUUUGACUAAGCAAAACUAUCCAAAUCUGAACUCACUGUUAGGGCUGGAUAUUGAUGCCAUUAUCGAUUCAGCUUAUUGGUCCGAUUCUUUAUCCCUUUUUGAUUCUUGAUCACUUUUCUGUGUGGAAAAAAGUAGGUUUUCAGAGUCAACCCAACUGCUUUAUUAUAUCUGAGUCUGAACACAAAGGAGCUAAAGUAACAAAAUAUUUGUA